Petromyzon marinus (sea lamprey) is the source of this 1976-nucleotide messenger RNA. Its product is annotated as olfactory receptor 52K2-like. The record is from RefSeq and is a predicted model, not a curated record. Gene Ontology annotation, molecular function: G protein-coupled receptor activity; olfactory receptor activity; odorant binding. Gene Ontology annotation, cellular component: membrane. Lineage: Eukaryota; Metazoa; Chordata; Hyperoartia; Petromyzontiformes; Petromyzontidae. Gene Ontology annotation, biological process: detection of chemical stimulus involved in sensory perception of smell; G protein-coupled receptor signaling pathway.
UGCAUUUGAUUCACAUCGUCUAGCAGAUGUAUACGUGAAUUAGUGAGGUUAAAGAGUUUAUCUAAUUCGCUGGAGUGGUCGUCAUUAGUAAGUUAUUGUUAUUUGAGUUACCAUGUUAAUUGCGUUGUUACUGUUUACUGUUGCUAAUAAUAUCGUGGCAUGUUUAUAUUACAUAGUGGGCUAGUGUAAAAUGGAAGACAAUUUGGCAAGAAUAACGAGCGGUGAUGUUAUCUGUGACCGCCGGGGGUCGCUACAAGAACCGGAAGUACCAGUAGGGGGAUCUGUGAAAGGACAGAUGCACGACCACGUCGACUGAGAGGCUUAGUGUGAUGCACCCCGCUUUGUAACGAUAUACCUAUCACGUGCCCAUGAACUCCAUCUGCACGGUGGACGCCUCUCCGGCAUAUUCCCCUCUCUUGGCUGGCACUCUGUCACUAUUCUCCACGAGUGGCCAUCAGAUGAUGUGCACGAAUAAUAAAUAAUCGAUUCUCACGUGGACUGUGAGACACGUCAAUCGGUCAAUACAUUGCACUGCCCGUCAACACCAUCGCUGCAGCACGAGUCUUGAUAUUUUCACCAUCUCUCACUGUGAACCCUCCUCCCUCCCCCCUUCUGUACUCUCCCCAAUCUUUGCCCCCACCCUCCCCUAUCAGGAUCUCACCCGGCUAUGGCAACACACGCCUCUUCAAACGUCUCCUUGGUCAUGACCGACCUCAUCCUCAUGGUGACCCCAUUCCGAGAGCCUCCCAGCAUCAAGUUCGCGGCGUUCUUCUUCACCCUGGCCAUGUUCACCGCGGCCCUCGUGGGCAACUGCCUCCUGAGCCUCGUCAUCCUUCGAGAUCAUCAGCUGCACAAGGCAAUGUACGUGCUCAUGGCCGCGCUGUCGCUCACCGACAUCAUCUCGGCGCUCAGCAUCCUGCCCCGGUUCAUGCAGAACGUCGCGUCCUUCAACUACAUCAGCCUGCGCGAGUGCAUGGCACAGAUGUUCUUCCUGCACCUGGCCAUCAGAAUGCAGAGCUUCACCCUCACCAUCAUGUCCGUCGACCGCUACCUGGCCAUUGGCUACCCACUCAGGUACCACUCUCUCAUGUCCUGCCGCACGGCCUUCGUCGCCUUCAUGGCCACGAUGGCCUCGUGCGUUCUCAUGUGCCUGGGCAACUUCAGCGUCGUGGUCCCCCUCAACUACUGCAAGCCGCCGGUCAUCGUCGCUCCGUACUGCGACUACCUCGUGGUGCUGUUCUUGUCAUGCGGGGACGUGAGCGGUCCCGUGGCCUAUGCCCAAGCAACGCUGGUCAUCAUUAUGGUGCUUCCCGCGUGCACGAUAGUCCUCAUGUACGCGCUCAUCCUCUACGAGUGCCGCAAGCCAGGCCUCCGCAGCGGCCAGAGGAAAGCGCUCAAGACCUGCGGCACCCACUUCUUGGUGGUCUCCAUCUUCUUCUCCGCUAUUUUCUUCUCGUAUGCAAGCGGCUUCUCGUUCCUGGAUUCGCUCCCCAGGCCGCUGCACUACACCCUCCAGAUGGCGCAGUACGUGUUCCCGCCCGUGCUGAACCCCGUCAUCUACGGCCUCCGAACGGCAGAAAUUAGGCGCAGUUUCACCAGGCAGUUCCGUAGAAAGGUGGUGGGUGGACAUGCAGGGAGUUCGGGGAAUGCUGGGCACUGAACAAUGAGAGAUAUCGGGGUCCGAGAUAUUUAUGAAUCCGAAAAGCCAACCGGUGAUUGAACCCGGCUCUUAAAUGUCGCUAAGGCAAUAAUAGUCUCAGCUCUGUCACCAGUGACCGCGUGAAAAUCACAACGGCAUUGCAUUUGGUUCCGGCACCCAUUGCAUCACCAAACAACACCGGCCAAUUGUCUCGAAGCAAAGUUAAGCAAGCCCCAUAACUGACAUGGUGUCGAGAGGUCUUCAUCCAGUAAUGGAUUGACAAAUUAACUCUUAAUUCAAAAAAAUAUGAAAAGUACAAUAUUAACGAUUUUAAAUG